UACAACAGUAGAAGUUACAACAGUAGAAGAUACAACAGUAGAAGAUACAACAGUAGAAGAUACAACAGUAGAAGUUACAACAGUAGAAGAUACAACAGUAGAAGAUACAACAGUAGAAGAUACAACAGUAGAAGAUACAACAGUAGAAGAUACAACAGUAGAAGUUACAACAGUAGAAGAUACAACAGUAGAAGUUACAACAGUAGAAGAUACAACAGUAGAAGAUACAACAGUAGAAGAUACAACAGUAGAAGAUACAACAGUAGAAGUUAAAAGAGUAGAUGUUUGUUUGGGGAGCACAAGCGUAAAAAGAUGUCAAAGGGAAUCUAUGAAUACACAAAUGGAUUUGAAGACGAAGAACCUAAUGAAAUAGAGACCAUGGAUAUUGAUGAUCAUAUUUACAACAACGAAAGACCCAUCAUGCCCCGCAAGAAGGAUGGAGCUGGUGAACAACAUUCAGUGUAUCUUUGGAGGUGGAAGAGACAUUUCCCAACUGCUGCAGUGUGUCUGGGGCUGCUGUGUGUUCUCCUACUGGCUUGGAUCAUAGGCCUGUUACUCUACCAGAGAAACCAAUUGACCAGUUUCGACACCCUGACGAAAGAGAGAGACCAGCUACAGACCAGUUUCAACACCCUGACCAAAGAGAGAGACCAGAUACAGACCAGCUACAACACCCCGACCAAAGUGAGAGACCAGCUACAGACCAGCUACAACACCCUGACCAAAGAGAGAGACCAGCUACAGACUAGCAACAACACGCUGACCAAAGAGAGAGACCAGCUACAGACCAGCUACAACACCCUGACCAAAGAGAGAGACCAGCUACAGACCAGCUACAACACCCUGACCAAAGAGAGAGACCAGCUACAGACCAGCUACAACACUCUGACCAAAGAGAGAGACCAGCUACAGACCAACUACAACACCCUGACCAAAGAGAGAGACCAGCUACAGACCAGUAACAACACCCUUACUGCAGAAAAAGACCAGCUGCAGACCAGCUACAACACCCUGACCAAACAGAGAGACCAGCUACAGACCAGCUACAACUCCCUGACCAAAGAGAGAGACCAAUUACAGACCAGCUACAACACCCUGACCAAAGAGAGAGACCAGCUCCAGACCAGUAACAACACCCUUACUGCAGAAAGAGACCAGCUGCAGACCAAUUAUAACACCCUGACCAAACAGAGAGACCAGCUACAGACCAGCUGCAACACCCUGACUGCAGGAAGAGACCAGAUACAGGCUAACAACAACAGCCUGACCAAAGAGAGAGACCAGCUGCAGACCAGCAACAACACCCUGACUGAAGAAAGAGACCAGCUACAAAAAGAGGCAGAAUGUCUAAAACAAUCUUUAGUUCAGAAAGUGUGUCCGGACGGAUGGAAGAAGCUUGGUAGCAGUUGUUAUUACGUCUCUACUGAGACAAAAUCCUGGGAGGAGAGCAGACAGGACUGCAGAAAUAGAGGAGCAGACCUGGUGGUCAUCAAGAGCGAAGACGAUCAGACAUUUGUCAAUUGGUUAUGCGGUGUAAAGAACUAUGUCUGGAUUGGUCUGACUGACUCUGUUUCUGAGGGGACCUGGAAAUGGGUGGACGACACACCACUGACCAGAAAGUAUUGGAACAGUAAAGACCCUAAUGGUGGAGGAGCAGAGAACUGUGUGUAUUUCUACUCCUGGUCAUCAGACACAGGAGAAUGGUGGGACUAUGACUGUUCCUAUAAAUACAGAUGGAUCUGUGAGAAAUAGGAUUCUUCUGGGUUCUCUGUCUGAACUGGUAAAUUGGAUUCUCCUUGGUCGUCUCUCUGAACUGCUAACUAGGAUUCUCCUUGGUCGUCUCUCUGAACUGCUAAAUAUGAAUCUCCUUGGUCGUCUCUCUGUACUGCUAACUAGGAUUUUCGUUGGUCGUCUCUCUGUACUGCUAACUAGAUCUCCUUGGUAGUCUUUCUGUACUGCUAAAUAUGAUUAUCCUUGGUCGUCUCUCUGAACUGCUAACUAGGAUUCUCCUUGGUUGUCUCUCUGAACUGCUAAAUAUGAUUCUCCUUGGUCGUCUCUCUGAACUGCUAACUAGGAUUCUCCUUGGUUGUCUCUCUGAACUGCUAACUAGGAUUCUCCUUGUUCGUCUCUCUGAACUGCUAAAUAUGAUUCUCCUUGGUCGUCUCUCUGUACUGCUAACUAGGAUUCUCCUUGGUCGUCUCUCUUCGGGGCAAAGAGAGGACAACUCGCUGGCACCAAUGUUUUCUAUAGCACAAAACUCCCAUCAGGAUGUGUAACAAACAAUUUGGCUCCAGUAACAGAGGUGGACGGUGGUGGACGCGGUCCUUCGUUGCUACCGCAUUGGGGACCCGCUCAACUGA
Molecule: messenger RNA, 2360 nt
Organism: Oncorhynchus mykiss (rainbow trout)
Lineage: Eukaryota; Metazoa; Chordata; Actinopteri; Salmoniformes; Salmonidae
Source: RefSeq, a predicted model, not a curated record